CUGACUGUCACUGGCUCACAUCUGCUGAUGUGAAGCAGGCCCGUGUUUCUGCGGGGUUGUCCCACAUUCAUUCAACAACUACGCUCUGUUUCAUACGAGAGGUGAAAUAGGGCGGCUGUUUGUCUGUUUUAUUACCUGGCAGUCAAACACUUCCUUGGUUUCAACCUGCGCGGCUCCUCUCAGAUCCGCGCCGUGUCUUCCUCCAUGCCUUGCAGCGUAAAGCCCCGCACGUUCCCUUCCCUCCCCCUCCCCUUAGCAACAGAGGCAACAUGGCGGCGUCCAGUAACGCGGAGCAUUCUCCAGAGAUAUCGACGCCGUUAAAGAUACCGAAAACCGAGGUGCCAUCCCCCGAGUCGGAGGAUUUGAGUGACAGUAAUCAAUACCACUCCAAUUCCUCGACCCCUAACCGCUUCUCGCCUUUGAACGUGGGCUCAGGGACCGCGGGCCGGACGGCGGCCUCUUCCUCCAACAGCUUCACGGCUUGUCGGGGGAUGUCGUGGACGCCGUCCGAGACGAACGCCCUCAUCGCGGUGUGGGGCAACGAGAGGCUGACCGAGGCGAGGAUGCAGCAGCUGGAGGUCGCGGGCACCGUGUUCUCCGGCAAGGCCCCCGGUCCUGCCAUGUACGAGCGGGUGUCUCGAGCCUUGUCGGAGCUUGGAUACGAGAGGACACCGUCACAGUGCAGAGAGAGGAUGAAGACGCUGCGUCGCUGCUACAGCCGUGUGAAGGAGCACGGCAUCGGCAAGAGGAAGAGCAGCUACACCAUAGAGCAGCUGGAGAAGGUGUUCGGUCAGGGAGGCUGGGACUCCCAGAGCUGUGCCCCAGUGCUGAUCAACAGCAGUGGGCUGUAUCAGGAGAUGGAGUCCGAUGGCAGCACCCUGGAAGACUUCUCCCAGGAGGAUUGGUGCAACCAGGUGCUGGACUCUGCCUUCCAGGAGGGAGACAUGGAGACUGACGAAAUCCAGAUGCCUAAAAACAGAGCUUUGCAGAUUCAGGCAGAGCUGUCAGAACAAACCCAGAAAAGGGAUAUGAUGCAGACUGUGAUGCGCAUCCUCGAGUCAGUGCAGCUGAAGUGGGAGCCCUUCCAGACGUGGACUGAGUUCUCCCGGCUGCACCUUUCCAACAAACUGGCCAUCUUUGGUGUGGGCUACAACACGCGCUGGCGUGAGGAUGUGCGCUACCACUACGCUGAAAUCAGCUCACAGGUGCCGCUAGGCAAGAGGCUCCGCGAAUACUUCAACCCCGAGAAGCCAGAGGGCCGCAUCAUCAUGACCAAAGUUCAAAAGAUGAACUGGAAGAAUGUCUACUACAAGUUUCUGGACAUUACCAUCAGUGAGGCGCGAUGCCUGGAGCUGCACAUGGAGGUGGACUGGAUCCCUGUAUCUCAGUCCAGGGUCGCAGGCUGUAGCAAAGGCACAUCCCACUACCUCCUUCCUGGGGACAUCCCCAAGUCCUAUGGACUCUAUGCUAUUGGCUACGAGGAAUUGUCUUCCUCUAACAAGACCGCUCAGACCUCUUCCCAAGGUAAUAGUGAAGACCAUAGCUUACCUCAGUGCGAGUCAGAGAACGGGGCACAGUCUGAUGGAGAGGGUGCAGGGAAAAGUGACAGGACUGGUAUUAAAGUCACUUACUGCUACCUAGGCAUAGCUGAGGAUAGAACCAUCCAGCAGUGUCUUUUCCAGCACUUUCAGGGUUCUGGCAAACACUAUGUCCAUGGUGAACCCUCCGCUGUGACGCGUUUACUGCAGGAGAACUGCCACGCUGCCGUCACAAGCCAGGAUGAAGAUGGAGGUGAAGGGUCACCUCAAUGUUUUGCCAUUUACAUAAAAUUCAUUGAGGUGGAGCUGGACUUCCUCUCAGCAGGCUCCCUGGUGGAGUGCCUCGAAACUGCUGUUGGUUAUUCCUUGAAAUACAACAACAAAGAAACAUUGUAACUCCUCUCAGUGUUUCAGAGUUGACUAAAGAUAUAAUUAACACGUGUUACAGCCAUUAAGGCAACAUGAAAGGUGACCAAUUGUUUCUGUUAUAAAGCAUGGAUGUGUGCAAGAGUCUGGCAUAUUUUUGCAGCCUUUUCAGCUCUGUGUAACUCAUUUUCAUGAGACCAUAAUUAAGUCCAAGAGAAUGACUAUGCACAAUAUAACAAAUGUAUUGUGUAGAAAUACGGGCUUAAAUAUUACAGAGCUGCAACAUCCAAAAAGUAUGUACUUAUUAUUUUAGGCUAUUGUGCACUAAAGGUUUCUGCUGCUUGUUUAGUGUAGAUAAAUAUUGCCUCAUCAGGAAGUGUGGGGAUGGCAAGGUGACUACUGCAGUAUGCAUCUGUCUACCUCAGUAGGAUGUAGCAAACAAGGCAGCGAGGGGACCAUAGCUUGUAUUUAUUCUAAAACUGCCUUUACUUUGACUGUUGAGGUCUGGACCUGAAUUCACAACGGCUGAUUCAUGCCUUAUGUUUUGCACUUGUGACUGGGCUGCAGCUGGGGAUGCUUGCAUUUGCUUGGAUGCAAAUGACGGAGAAAAUCGAAGAAUUAGUUUUUUGCCAAUGCUGUGCAGAUGGUUUUGCCAAUGUAGAUACCUUUUUAUCCAGCAACGUGAAUGCUGGGUGCACUUUAAAACCCAACUGUCCGGCUGGAUACGCUUACCUCUCCGUUUCACUUUCAGCACACAAAAUGACACAUGACGCUGAUGGUAACUAAUGAACAAAGGCCUACCAGUAGUGUCUUUGAAAGGCUUAUAAGCCGUAAAAAAGAUGACACUAAAGUUUAUCAGAGCGUCUCUACCACCUGAGAUUCACUUCUGCAUGUACUUGAUUUAACUGGGGUUCCUUCCCUGGCACGAUCAGAUGGUUUGCAUUUUUUAAAGCUAUAUUGGUCAUCUGUGUAGCUGCGCAAUAAACCAUGCUGCUGUUGUCUCUGGAACAUCGUAAUUAAAACAUGUCGCAGACAUCAUUUAAUUUUUUGCUAAAAUAUAUGACAUACUACCAGAUCAGUAUUGACAUAACUGAAAUGAUACAUUAUUCCAAUGUGUGCCGGCGUUCAAGCAUCUCUAGCUGCAGCUGUUGGGUUGUGGGUUUCAGUGGACUGACACUACAGAAGCUGUGUUGAUGAGUUACCAGAACCUCACACAUUACUGACAUGUUUAAUGUGGUCUUACAGUUUAACACACAUUCAGGCCUGUGAUUGUGAUACCAUACUCGCUUACAGGGGUGAACCAGGUCCAAGAGCGCUGAGCUAAGACUUGCAGAAAGACUGUAAGCUGCAGAGGUUAACUCAUCCUUGAUCAACAAUCAGACUGAAUUCUUUAUAAACAUGGUUCCUGAGGUUAUGUGCAAUGUGCCAGGAAAAGGACUGUGUCGAGAAGAAUCAAUCAAUGGAUGAGUCCAUAUUGAAUCUAUGUAUAUGAAAUCUACCUUAUAUAUAUAUAUCUAUAAUAUAUAUUUAAGAAUAUCAAUGUUCUUGAGCAUUCCGGCUUUUGCAGACUUGCAAUUUUCAUUUGUUUGGGUAUACAGUAUAUAAAGAUAAAUAUGAUAUUUUCUAUUUUAUUGGUUGACACCAUGUCUUGUAUGUGAUUGUUUGGAAGUCACCGUCUUGUAUGUUUACAUGUUUGAAAAACAAUAAAUGGAGCACUCACUGUCAUUUGCCACACA
This is a messenger RNA of Acanthopagrus latus (yellowfin seabream), 3640 nucleotides long. RefSeq names its product myb/SANT-like DNA-binding domain-containing protein 2 (gene msantd2). Bases 270 to 1934 code for a protein of 554 amino acids. The record is from RefSeq and is a predicted model, not a curated record. The transcript is spliced from 4 exons. Lineage: Eukaryota; Metazoa; Chordata; Actinopteri; Spariformes; Sparidae.